AAGAGUGUAAAAUGGUCUCCUCCUAUCAGCCAUCAUGUCUGGGGACAACAGCUCCAGCCUGACCCCAGGAUUCUUUAUCUUGAAUGGCAUUCCUGGGCUGGAAGCCACACACACCUGGAUCUCUCUGCCAUUCUGCUUUAUGUACAUCAUUGCUGUUGUGGGGAACUGCGGGCUCAUCUACCUCAUCAGUCAUGAAGAGGCCUUGCACCGGCCCAUGUAUUACUUCCUGGCCCUGCUCUCCUUCACUGAUGUCACCUUGUGCACCACCACAGUACCUAAUAUGCUGUGCAUAUUCUGGUUCAACCUCAAGGAGAUUGACUUUAAUGCCUGCCUGGCCCAGAUGUUUUUUGUCCAUAUGCUGACAGGGAUGGAGUCUGGGGUGCUCAUGCUCAUGGCCCUGGACCGCUUUGUGGCCAUCUGCUACCCCUUACGUUAUGCCACCAUCCUUACCAACACUGUCAUCGCCAAGGCUGGUUUUGCCACUUUCUUGAGGAAUGUGACACUCAUCAUCCCAUUCACUUUCCUCACCAAGCGCCUAUCCUAUUGCCAGGGGAAUUUCAUCCCCCACACCUAUUGUGACCACAUGUCUGUGGCCAAGGUAUCCUGUGGCAAUUUCAAGGUCAAUGCUAUUUAUGGUCUGAUAGUUGCUCUCCUGAUUGGUGUAUCUGACAUCUGCUGUAUCUCUGUAUCUUACACUAUGAUUUUGCUGGCUGUUAUGAGUCUGUCAUCAGCAGAUGCUCGUCACAAAGCCUUCAGCACCUGUACAUCUCACAUGUGUGCCAUUGUGAUCACCUAUGUUCCUGCUUUUUUCACUUUUUUCACUCAUCGUUUUGGAGGACACAAUAUCCCUCACCACAUACACAUCAUCGUGGCCAACCUUUACCUGCUACUGCCUCCUACCAUAAACCCAAUUGUUUAUGGAGUUAAGACCAAACAGAUUCGGGAAGGUAUAAUUAAAUUUUUACUUGGAGACAAGUUUAGCUUUACUUAUGAUAAAUGAAACAUAGACUAGACAUAUUGUUUGAAUUGGGAAGAAAAUAA
Messenger RNA from Sapajus apella (tufted capuchin), 1041 nucleotides. RefSeq names its product olfactory receptor 52N2. The record is from RefSeq and is a predicted model, not a curated record. Bases 35 to 1000 code for a protein of 321 amino acids. Lineage: Eukaryota; Metazoa; Chordata; Mammalia; Primates; Cebidae. The transcript has a single exon. Gene Ontology annotation, cellular component: membrane. Gene Ontology annotation, biological process: G protein-coupled receptor signaling pathway. Gene Ontology annotation, molecular function: olfactory receptor activity; G protein-coupled receptor activity.